Molecule: messenger RNA, 1127 nt
Organism: Microdochium trichocladiopsis
Lineage: Eukaryota; Fungi; Ascomycota; Sordariomycetes; Xylariales; Microdochiaceae
Exons: 1
Coding region: 54-791 (245 amino acids)
Source: RefSeq, a predicted model, not a curated record
AUUUCUCUUCCUCUUUUUCCUCGGAGAGAAACAACAGCAGGGCGGCAGACAGGAUGAACAAGACGGGGGCGUCGGUGCACUCGGUGCCUAUGCUAGCGGGAGCGAGGAGUGGGCGGAUGACACGACAGGUGACGGAGUCGGAGGGCAGGGUGCUGUUCGCACCCAUUCAGGAGGAGAUCUACUCGGGGAGAGGAGAUGUGAGUUGUGUCCCGGAGGGAGUGGCUGGCGAGCUUCCUGCCUCGUUUGUACGGACACCGCAGGGACCGGCGGUGGUGGUGUUGUUCCCACACAUGUCAGCUGUGGCGCUGGCGCGCUUGCCUGGACUGCACCCGUCGCAGUGCAGUCGGAUCACACGUUGGGAGGUGCCGGGGAAGCCUCCUAAUCAGCGGGAGCUGGAAUACAAUACGGAGCAGAGGAUUGUGGAGGAGCGAACUGACACACUGGCGCAGGGGCGCCACGUCUUGUACGAGAUGACCCCGUUCAUCUUGGAGCACCUGAAGCGUGCUCAGGUUCCCUUUACUUAUCUCCGGCCUGAGUAUGACCACCUGGGGUGUUUUGUGAACAAUCCUUCGGAGGAUCGGUGCCCGAGGGGCUUGCAGGACUACCUUUACCAGAGGGAGAUGGUGAUGUGGGAGCCGCGGAGCCUCCCUUUGCCUUAUCGGUAUGUACAGGUGUACGUCUUCCCUGACUGCUAUGCUUAUUCGGUGGCUGGGACGAGACACAGCCCCGUGUCGUCGGAUCACAAGCCGGAGGCGGAGGACUUUGUGAGGCUGAGUCAUCUCUAUGACUGAUGGCCUGUAGAUGGCAAGAGGUAGGAAGGCACGGCGGGGCCUUCGCAUGGAGGUACUUCUUCUUUGGCAGCGUGAGCUGUCUCGGAUGAUCUUCAGGAUGGUCUGCUUGUGGCAGCAUGGCUCGAAGCACAGGAGGUGCGGAGGAACCAGAGUAGCGAAGCAGGGUCUGGAGACCGUGGCUUGGUAAAGCGGUGGACUUUUUGCUUAGGUGCGCGAGGGGACGAGCGAUCAUUCCUGUCGGCAGUGUGUCUAGACAGGUGCAGCGGGUACGUGCACUGGUGGACAGCUACACGAAGUGGAGGUAUGAACCAGUAGAACAGCAGUGAAUAGAAUGAA